CAAAGCAUCACGAUAUUUUCUUUCGUGAUUAAAAUUACAAUUUUUGUGAUUAAUAUUGAAUAUUAUAUCCAAAUAACAACCCAUCAUAAUGGCCACAAUGAUAGUGAUAAGAAAAGGAAAAUCUUCCAGAUCGAUUUGCCGCUUAUGCUUCAUGGAACGAGAACAACAUCAACCAAUUUUCGGAAGCGACUACCCAUCUCUAGAUGAAUGGAUUGGCAGUCUAAUAUCAUUGAAGAUCGUUGAUGCUCCAAACGCUCCAGCUUCGUUAUGUUUCGAAUGCAAGGCCACUUUAGAAGAUUUCGAAUCGUUCAUUGAAAUGUGCCGCACUAAUGAUUGUGUAUUCAAUGAGAUGUUUCUCCAAAAUGGUCAGACAACUAAAAGAUCAGAUCCGCAGCAAGUUCCAGCAGAACGUGAAAUAAAGGAUUCUGCUGAAAAUGACAACCGUAUGAUUGAUCCUGUUCUGCCAUUCAAUUCUAGCGCUAACAUAAAAUACCAGAACGUUGAAGAAGUUGGCAAAACUAGCAUUAUCCAAAAGCCCACCGGCGAGGAACAGGAUCAUGUUAAACUGUUGAACGAGACUGAUAAAGAUGAAUCAAUACAGCCCAAACGCGGCAAUAAUGCAAGCAGAAAGAAAAGGAAGAAUGAACGCUGCAGAAUAUGCAAAAUGUACUUUAAUGAUAUUGAUGAGCAUAUGUUGACCCACAAUGAAACAUAUCAAUGCGAAUUGUGCCCGAAAGCAUUCGCUAAGAUGUCUUUACUCAGGACGCACAUUUACAGACACAAGUUACAAAGAAAAUAUUUUUGCAAAGAAUGUGGUAGCGGGUUCAAAUAUCCUAUCGACUUGAAAAAUCACAUCCGAAUUCACACGCAGGAAAAGCCAUUCAAAUGUAAAGAUUGUGGCCUUAUGUUCAGAACUCGCACCAACAUGAAUCGUCACGCGAAGGUUCAUAAGGAGUUAAGUCAUGCAUGUCAACAUUGUAGAACUAGAUUUACCUCAGCGGAGGGGUUGGAGCGCCACAAACGUCAAAUUGUACGGGACAAAUACUGGUGUAAGGUGUGUAAAAAGGAUUUCUCAACAUGCGAUCACCUCGUGUACCACAGAAAAACUGAAAAUCAUUAAAACCAUUUCUGAAUUCUAAUAACAUGUCUCGGGAAUGUUCAGUUCUAAAACUACUCUACGGUUCUACUAUUCUACUUAACCAACGCCCCCGGCUGAGUUAGGGGUAGAGGAUGACACAUGCAACUGAUGUUAAAUAGUAAUUACAAUGUAAGUUAUUGUUUCACCACGUUUAACAUUCUUAGUGAACAAUUGGAAACAUGAUCGAUGUGUGAUUCAUUCAAUUCCAGGUCAAUAAAUUUUGGUUUAUAACUGAUACGCAGACUUUACUUGCUAUUAAGAAGGUUAGAAGCUGGUGGAAUAGGUACUCGUAGUAGUGAUAUGAUUUGAACUUAUGGCGAAUGUUCGGAAAAAAAUAUCUGUCAGUGGCUACCGCAACGUCGAACGGCAGUAAGAGUGCAUGCAAUUAGUAGACAUCGGUUGUCAUAUUCAGUUAAGAGUUUUUUUUUUAACUAGCAAUAUUAAAGUGGUACUGGAAGGAACAGACUCGCAUUCUUCGGUAUUGAAAUCCACUAAUUCACAACUUGCAACUAAAUAUUCGCCCAUAUUUUCGUUUUCGUUCGAACCGUAUUUUCCAUAAAUAAAUGUUUUGGAAAAAACAUUAAGUUUACGGAUUCAUUAACAACUGCUUUUCCGAAUAUUUAAGAACAGGAUUUAGUAUAUGAAAUGAUGAAUAUAAUGCUACUAAGCAACUCUGAAUGUAAAAUGCAAAUCAAAUAAGUUCCCAUUAGCUCUGUUGGCGAAACGAAAGCAAGCAUACUGUUUAUAUUGUCGGAAAAUCGUCCCAAUAAAUUUAUUCCUAUGUAGGGGAAAUUGAUGUAAUGUCGGCCAAAAUGCCUCUAAUUUAGGCCAAUACAUAAAUUCAGCAAUCGACGAAAUGUUCGACAGCGGUAAAAAAUAUCCAUAAGUACCGUCCUAAUGACGCGUUCAUCUAGAUAAAAUUGACAAAUAGCAGAUUUUUAGCGAUGGGCCCAAUCUUAGAUCCAUAGGCCAACAUUAGAGCCAUUUCCCCUAUUUGCCAGAUGCUCACCCUUGAUUUUACCAGUUUUCAUGUUUGCUAUUGCACUAUUGUGUGUAUUUUAUCCCCUUGGUUUGUUUUCCGUCGAUCUUCUCCUUUUUUAUGGCACAGACCUGUUGGUCCAUAUUUUCCGUCGAUCUUGUUUUCCGUAAAGAGGCUGAAUUAAUAAAGAGGCGGCAUGUCAAAAUUGGAACAAUUCCGAUUAUCUGUCAAAGUCAUAGGAAAAGUGUUAUUCCAAUCGAUAAGAAGACCUAUCAAAUGGAUAAGAUGUCGUCUCUUUACCCAAUUCAGUCUCUUUAGUUUUCCGUACUGGAGUACCAAUGCAACCGACGUAGGGGAGGCAGCUCCCACACCUGGACCCUACCUAUCGACCCAUCAACUCAUGCAACGGGGACCAACGGCUUUACUUCCCUUCCAAAGAAAGGUGUGAUCAGAGAUUUUAUGCCUUAGAAAAUCCCGGUGGCGCCGACUGGGAUUGAACCCAGGCCUUUUGGGGUGAGAGGCAAUUACGCUUAC
Messenger RNA from Ochlerotatus camptorhynchus, 2651 nucleotides. RefSeq names its product zinc finger protein 723-like. Gene Ontology annotation, biological process: regulation of transcription by RNA polymerase II. The record is from RefSeq and is a predicted model, not a curated record. Gene Ontology annotation, cellular component: nucleus. Lineage: Eukaryota; Metazoa; Arthropoda; Insecta; Diptera; Culicidae. The coding region runs from base 89 to 1120 and encodes 343 amino acids. Gene Ontology annotation, molecular function: RNA polymerase II cis-regulatory region sequence-specific DNA binding; zinc ion binding; DNA-binding transcription factor activity. The transcript is spliced from 2 exons.